AUGGGCAAGAACAGGGCCCGUAACAAAGCUAAAGCCAGGCGCACAAAGACUUCGCAGAGUGACGACGUUGACUCCAACGAGCAGUCCACGUCGAAUUUGGCACAAGUGAACGCCAUUCAGUCGCAUAUACCAGCCAGGAAUUCUUCUACUAGUCCAGCAGAAGAGAUGCCAUCCAGCUUCACCUCGAGAAUGCUAGCUCGCAUCUGGGGAUUCAAACAGAAUCCAACUACUCAACAAUCUCUUACCACAUCAUCCGCCACGGACGCGGAAACACAGCCAAAUCGUACCAGUCCAUCGACUCCGCAUGUGCAAGAGCCCGAGCGCACUUCCACCACGACGCCGAGCCCAUACGCUGUUUUGGAGCAGCCAAAGGCAUCGUCACCCGAUAUGCCGAAGAUCAAGCGCGAUUCAGUCAUUUCAAGCACAUCGACGGGGCCUCCACAAGAUGGCAAAGUCGAUUCAAGCCCUCCUUCUCGACCUCGCUCAAGAAUCCAGUUCAGGCAGUGGGUCAGUCAAUGCUGGCCGUGUCGCUUAUUCCGGUGGCUAUACCAUUUCGCAAUCGCCUUUACGCGCGUAAACUGGAACGACCAGCGGCGCUUUGUCGAUCUGCUACUCAGCCUGGGUCUCGCCGCGCUCUUCAUCUUCGGGUGCUAUCUCGUACUCGAGUUUGUGCAGAGAGCACUGCCUGCGGCGGCGGCUCAAUCCGUUGAAGCAGGUAACUGCAGUGUAGUCUACGUCACGAUCCCUGGGCCCAUCAUCACGGUGUCGCUUAUUGGCGCUUCACCUACGGAUCCGGCGCAUGGCACUGAUUACUCCUGUGAUCUCUUCGGUAUCGGUAUCAAGGUCCUCUGUAUCGGCCACGACCUCGUCUCUGGGCCCAAGUACGCCUGGACCGAUGAAUCAGCCACAGAGACCAUAUCCGUCCAUCUCAACGAGCAUUUCGACGACGAUUCUGCCAUCAUCACUCAGCAGUCUACCUCCCUCGGCCCUCUCUCGUUCAAGCCAGUCUACCACAUCAGCUAUCCAGAGCACAAUACCCAACUCAAUCUCAACUACACCCGGCAUAACCCCACCCACAUCCAUAACCGGAAGUCCAAUUUCCGUCUCAACAAAUGUCUCGACUCUAGCCUCGAGCGCCCUGACUCCAACAUCCAGUCUUGCCACCAGUCUGGCUACAAGUACAACCAGCCCGUCAUCCAUGCCAAGUUAUUCAUCGAGUUCGAAUAUCAGCUCCGCUGCAGAUUUUACAUCACCAGUUACUCCGAGUAUCUCCACUACUAG
Exserohilum turcica Et28A is the source of this 1281-nucleotide messenger RNA. RefSeq lists its product as uncharacterized. The transcript has 3 exons. The record is from RefSeq and is a predicted model, not a curated record. Lineage: Eukaryota; Fungi; Ascomycota; Dothideomycetes; Pleosporales; Pleosporaceae. The coding region runs from base 1 to 1281 and encodes 426 amino acids.